Molecule: messenger RNA, 4053 nt
Organism: Plasmodium falciparum 3D7
Lineage: Eukaryota; Apicomplexa; Aconoidasida; Haemosporida; Plasmodiidae
Gene: SEC24B
Product: putative protein transport protein Sec24B
Biological process (GO): endoplasmic reticulum to Golgi vesicle-mediated transport; intracellular protein transport
Cellular component (GO): COPII vesicle coat; endoplasmic reticulum membrane
Molecular function (GO): zinc ion binding
Source: RefSeq, a predicted model, not a curated record
AUGAAUGACAUGAAAAAACAAAAGGAAAGUAUAAAUUUUACGAAUAUGAAUAUUGCUAAUAGUGUGAGUAAAGAAAAUAUUCAUAAUACCAACAAUUUUAAUGAAAAUGCAGAAGACAUAAAAAAUAAUAAUUACAUCAACAACAAUAAUAAUAAUUAUAAUAAUAAUAAUAAUAAUAAUUAUAAUAAUUAUAAUAAUGAUGGCCAGUUAAUAAAUAAUUUAUCACAAGUCACUUUGAAUAAUAAUUAUAAUUAUAAUAAUCAAUCUGUAUCUUCCCCUUUUGAUCAAAAAAAUAAUGAUCAAAAUUUUUAUUCUGCUGCUAGACAAAAGAGUCAAUAUAUGAACCCUCAUAUAAAUAAUAAAAACAUUACAAAUAAUGCAAAUAAUGCAAACAAUUUUAUAAACGAUAAUACUUCUACACAAUCAAAUGUACAAAACUAUAAUAUAAAUCAAACUAAUUACACAAAUAAUAAUAAUAAUAUAAAUAAUAUUAAUAGUAAUAAUAUAAAUAAUAUUAAUAAUAAUAAUAAUAUUUAUAGUAAUUGUAAUAGUUAUUAUAAUAACCAACCAACGAACACAAAUACACACUUUUAUUCAAACAAUACAAAGGAAAAUGCUCCGGUAACUAGCCAAAUGACAAGUUUUAAUAUGAACGGUCAGGUAGAAAAAAAUAAUUUGAACAAUAAAACUUAUAAUAACAUGAACGAGUCACCAAAUAAUAUGAACCAGUCAUAUAAUUACAAUAAUUUACAUAACAAUGUAAGCAAUCAAACAAAUUACCAAAAUAAUUAUUACCCCAAUAACAGUCAACCAGUUAAUGUUACACAAAACAGUAUAAAGUAUAGCCCAUUUAAAAGUAAAAGCAUAAACGAAAUUAGUGUACAACAAAAUAAUAAUUCUAUUGAAAAGAGCACAAUACAUAAUUUUGAUGUGGGAAAGGGUAUAAUGAAAAAUGGACAAGGAAAUGUGAAAAGUAAUGAUGAGGAGGAUGAAGAUAAUGAGGAGUCAGGUGAGAAGGAUAGUUCUAGUGAUGAGGACUCAAGUGAUUUUGAUAAUUCCGUAGGAGAAAAUGGAGAAGAAAUAUAUACAUUAAUUAAAAAAACGUAUAAUCGAAUAGAUAUGAAUAAGAUACCUAGACCAAUAAUUAAUUUUCAAGAUAAGAAGAGUCGACGUAAUUUGAAAGUAUAUGAUACAUGUAAAUAUAUAUCACCUCCGUCUUAUUAUCAACCUUAUAUAUCUAUAGACACAGGCAAAGCGGAUCCACGUUUUGUUAAAAGUACUUUAUAUCAGAUACCUUUAUUUUCAGAAACCUUAGAAUUAUCUAAGAUACCGUUUGGUAUUAUAGUAAAUCCGUUUGCUCGUUUAAAUGAGGGAGAGUGUGUAGAGAAGGUUGAUAUGAAAGAUGUUAUAAAUGAUAAAGAGGAGAACAUCGAAAUAUUAAGAUGUCCUAAAUGUUAUAGUUAUUUGCAUGCAACUAUUUUGGAAGAUAUAUCUAAAUCAGUUCAUUGUGUUUUUUGUGAUACCGAAUUUUUAAUAAAUGAAAAUGUAUUAUUUGAUAUAUAUCAAUAUAAUGAAAAGAUGAAUUCACGUAUGGAAGGUCCAAAUGAUUGUAUAUCAACAGGUAUAUCUCCAUUAUUGAAGGGUAGUGUGGAUAUAUUAUUACCCCCUAUAUAUUAUAAUAGUAAUAAUAAUUUUAAGUUGUCUUAUACAUAUAUAAAUAAGAAUUUGAAUCAGGCAGCUUCUAUGAUAACGAAUAAGAUUAUGUCUUUUACAAAGCAAAUAUCAAACAGUUUGGUUAUGUCAGACAUUAAGGGUGAAAGCAAUACAAAUGAUACUAAUAUUAAUAAUAAUAAUAAUAAUUAUAAUAAUAAUUAUAAUAAUAAUUAUAAUAAUAAUUAUAAUAAUUACAAUUAUAAUAAUAAUAAUUACAAUUAUAACAUCAGUGGUAGUAACAAUUAUUACAAUGAGACACAAACGAGUUUACAAAAUGAAGAGAACAAUUUAGUAAAUUAUAAUUAUAAUUCUCAAGGCAUGAACAAUUAUGGUUAUGUUCAGAAAAGUGGCGUUUCUCCAAAUAAAAUGCUAAAUCCAAAGGAUGAGAAUUCUUAUUGUAACAUUGAUGAUAUUAUUAAUAAUUUUCACUUUAAUAUGCAUGAUAUAAAAAAUAUUAUUAUAGAAAAGGAUGGAGAAACAGAAGAUUGUAAAAUGAAAAGAGGUUCCUUUUUAUUUAAAUAUCCACAAAUAAAAAAGUGUUUACCUCCAUACUUUAUUUUUGUUAUAGAAUGUUCUUAUAAUUCUAUAUAUAGUAAUAUAACACAUACGAUAUUAGAAGGUAUUCGUUAUGCUGUUCAGAAUGUAAAAUGUGAUAAGACAAAAAUUGCAAUUAUUUCAUUCAAUAGUUGUAUAUAUUUUUAUAAUUGUAAGAAAAAUAAAAAUAAUCAGGUUAUUGUAAUGAGUGAUAUAGAUAAUCCGUUCAUUCCUUUAUCAUUAGACGAUUUAUUUUUUAGUUGUAUAGAUGAGAAGGAUAAAAUAAAUAAUUUAAUAGAUAGUAUAAAAUUAUUUAGUAAUUCGUGUAUGCAAUCAUAUGCUUCUUGUGGUAAUAGUGCAUUGAAGAUAGCAGUUGAUAUAUUAAAAAGUAGAAAUGGGAAUGGUAAUGUGUGUAUGUUUUAUACGAGUACUCCUAAUUGUGGUUUAGGUUGUAUUAAAGAGUUGAAAAAAAGAGAUAUACAUGAAAAUUUUUUAGAAGUAAAAGAGAAGAUUUUUUAUGAUGCUUUAUUAUUAGAUUUAUAUUCAUAUAAUAUAAGUGUGGAUAUAUCCAUAAUAGCAUCCAAUAAUAUUCGUAUAUGUGUGCCUUCAUUACAAUAUAUAGCACAGAAUACAGGAGGCAAUAUAUUAUUUAUACAAAAUUUUUUAUGGCAGAAGGAUUAUAAGGAAAUAUAUAUGAAUAUAAAAGAUACCUUAACAUCCGAAAAUAUAGCUUAUUGUUGUGAAUUAAAGUUAAGAUAUACGCAAAACAUUACAGUAAAGAAUUUGUUCUGUUGUAAUAAUAAUUUUAAUUCUAUAAUAAGUAUGGAUACUAUUAAAAUACCUAAAAUUAGGCAUGACCAUACGUUUGCUUUUUUAUUAAAUUAUUCUGAUAUAUCUGAGACAAAGAAGCAAGUAUACAUACAAUGUGCAUGUAUUUAUACAAAUUUGUAUGGUGAUCGUUAUGUAAGGUUACAUACUACCCAUAUGAAUUUAACAACAUCUUUAAGUACGGUUUUUAGAUAUACGGAUGCGGAGGCAUUAAUGAAUAUAUUGAUUAAGCAAUUGUGUACGAAUAUAUUGCAUAAUGAUAAUUAUUCAAAGAUAAUUAUAGAUAACUUGGCAGCCAUAUUAUAUUCCUAUCGUUUAAAUUGUGCGACGUCGGCUCACUCGGGACAAUUAAUUUUACCAGACACAUUAAAAUUGUUACCUCUAUUUACCUCGUGUUUAUUAAAACAUAAUGUUGUGAAGAAGGAUGCUUUACAUGAUUUAAAGGUGUACAACUUAAUAAAAUUGUUGUCGAUGCCAAUAAUAUCUUCUCUUUUGUUUGUAUAUCCAGUGAUGUAUUUAAUUCAUAUGAAAGGUCGACAUAAUGAAAUUGAUUAUAUGGAUGUAGAUGACGAGAAUUUCCUUCCAAGAGCGAUACCGACAAGUGCUGAAAAAAUAUAUUCUAGCGGUAUAUAUUUAUUGGAUUGUUCAACCCAUUUAUAUCUUUAUUUUGGUUAUCACUGUGAUCAAGAUUUUACCGCAGACAUUAUUGGCGAUAUGCCAACUGAGCAAAAUUGUUACCAGUUAAUAAUAUUAGAUAAUAGUACAAAUGCAAAAAAAUUACAACGUAUAAUUGCUAAUAUUACAAGAAUUCAUCAUUUUAAUAAUUACGUGCCCUUAGUUGUGGUCCCACCAAAAUCGUCAUUGGAAGAACACUUUAUUUCAUUAUGUGUUGAGGAUAAAGUUGAGAAGGAAUAUAGUUAUGUAAACUUUUUAUGUUUUAUUCAUAAGCUGGUUCAUAAAAAAAUCGAAGAAUCAUAG